Messenger RNA from Amphimedon queenslandica, 1513 nucleotides. RefSeq names its product gamma-butyrobetaine dioxygenase-like. Gene Ontology annotation, biological process: carnitine biosynthetic process. Gene Ontology annotation, cellular component: mitochondrion. Gene Ontology annotation, molecular function: oxidoreductase activity. The coding region runs from base 198 to 1433 and encodes 411 amino acids. The transcript is spliced from 13 exons. The record is from RefSeq and is a predicted model, not a curated record. Lineage: Eukaryota; Metazoa; Porifera; Demospongiae; Haplosclerida; Niphatidae.
CAUAUCAACGUUAAAUACAAUUAAUCUAUUCCUGAGGUCAAUCCUCAUUGGGCUAGUAGUCUAUUUUUCCUACAGCCGCCUGAUCAUCAGUCACCUAUACAAUUUCAAAAUUUGUCUGUUUUAUUGCAGUGCAGGAAGUACAUCAAGUGUUAAUGGUUAUGGGUGUGGCUGAGUGAGAAAGUUAAGUGAGUGUAAACAUGGCCAUUUCUUUUGCUCGUUGUUUUCUGUCGAGUGUCUCCGUUCGCUCCAUCUCUAGUAUAGCUGUGAGUGACUCAGGCUCAAGGCUGAAGGUCCAUCUUGAAGUAAAAGGGAGCGUGGCAAAGGAGUACAGCAGCUUAUGGCUACGGCAUAACUGUCAGUGCGAGGAAUGCUAUGAUAGUCUUUCUUCUAUGAUGAAGGUACAUCCAAACCAGCUGUCAGAAGACAUUGUGAUACAUAAAGCAGACAUUAAAGAUGAUGUUAUACGCAUAAAUUGGAACUCACCAAACUUUGGUAGUCAUGAAGGAAUAAUUCCCCUCCAAUGGUUAAAGAACUUACACAUGAAACAAGAAUCACGCAAAGACUCCAAACCUCUCGUUGCUGCUUCAAUUCCUGUUCUAGAGUACAGUGAUGUUAUAGAUUCUGAUGAACACACAUACCAAUGGAUAAGAAACCUCAAUUAUUUUGGUAUUUGUCUCAUUGAGAAUGCUCCAAUAACUACUGAUGUAUUAGAAAAGUUGGUCGGAAAGUUUCCACAUGUACAGCCUACAACUUAUGGAAAUUAUCCACUCUUGUAUGCCAAGGAUGAUCCAACUGAUCUUGGUUUCAGUACAUCCAACCUACACUUCCAUCAAGACUUAUUGUACUAUGAGUCACCACCUGGCAUUGAAUUGUUCCACUGCGUUAGAAGAGAUUCUUGUGUUGUGGGAGGUGAGAAUAUAUUUCUUGAUUUCUAUCCAGUCCUGGAAGAGCUCAGACAAGAGGCCCCUCAGUAUUUUGAGGUCCUCACUAAAGUACCGGUUUCAUUUCAGAGACGACAUUACAUGAAGAAUGAUGUUGAGACCCCAUCUGAUAUGAGCAUAUCACGCCCACACAUUCAAUUGGACAGAUAUGGAGAGGUUGCUGCUGUUAAUUGGAACACUCAUCACCAAGAACCUGUAAUGCUGGAUGAUCUGGAUCUACUGGAUAGCUAUUAUAAAGCUUUCUUAUACAUGUCAAGGAAAAUCGAGAACUCAAAGUAUCAUUUGGAGCAUUGUCUGUUACCUGGACAAAUCAUUGCAUUUAAUAAUCGUCGUUUCCUACACUCCAGAAACUCAUUUCAACUGAACGGUGGAUUCAGAAAUUUUCAUACUACCUAUGUGAACAUUGAUUACCUCAGAAGUCAGUUCCUUGUACUUGGAAAGGCUUUAGGUUUUAACGAGAGCCCAAAGAACAUUUUUAUGUCUACUCUGUGAAAUUUUGUACUUUUUAUAAUAACCAAAUUAAUAUUUUUAUUGAUGCUAAUCAGAAUCUUUAACAAUACAACAAAAAAUAA